UUCAUAGGUUAGUUUACAUCAUCUCUCUCUUAUUUAAACUGUCUCUACGUGCAAACUCUAGAUACACAUAAAAUUAAAGAACCCACCUCUUUUCUCUUUCUCUUCUAUUCAAAUUAAGGUCUUUGGGGAGUAAACGUGGACGGCUAAAGAGAAAGAUGGGGAGAUCUCCAUGUUGUGAGAAGGUGGGGUUGAAGAGAGGAAGAUGGACAGCAGAUGAAGAUGAAAUAUUAAAAAACUACAUUCAAGUCAAUGGGGAAGGAUCCUGGAAAUCAUUGCCCAAGAAUGCAGGGUUGUUGAGGUGUGGGAAGAGCUGCAGGCUGAGAUGGAUAAACUAUUUGAGGGCUGAUUUGAAGAGAGGGAACAUCACUGCUCAAGAGGAAGAAACCAUUGUUAAGUUGCAUAGUACUUUUGGGAAUAGGUGGUCUUUGAUUGCUGCACAAUUACCGGGACGAACAGACAAUGAGAUUAAGAAUUACUGGAACUCUCACUUAAGGCGAAAAAUUUACAGUUUCACCAAGACAUUAAAAGAUCACACAGAACCAAGUGACAUUGACGCUGUAACGAGAGCGGGAGAUCAGUGCAAGCGAAGAGGCGGUCGAACCAGCCGAUCAGCCAUGAAAAGACACAAGUUGGCAUUGAUGUCACUAGGUAUUCCUAAGACUGUUGCCCCACAUGAGGUGUUGCGUGAUCCUGCAGCCCAAGAAAACACUCCUCUGGGACAAACCCAAGACAGCAAGGACCCUGAUUCAGCAGUGCUAGAGGGUAGAAGUAACCUUGGAAUGCAUGGGUCUUGCAUGCACAGCAGUGCAAGGUUAGCAGGCAAUUAUGAUGAGAGGCAAAGCACAGGAAUAGCAUUAAUUUCUGGCAAAGAAAGGUCUAGCACUGCAGCUGAAAUGUACGGCUGCAGCGUGAGAGAAACCGAGGAGGUUCUGGGACCAUACGAGUGGCUAGACAAUGAAAUAAAGCGCCUCAGCAGUAUUCUGCAAAAUGAAAGAGUGGAUACAAAUGGGAACCAUGGCUUGAUCACAAAUGGAGAAAAUGGCGUCAGGGUUAUUAUAACUGAUGAGGACACGACUAAUGGGGUCCAAAAUUGUGCCAAAAAUUAUGAUCAAGAAAGAGAAAGCUCUGGCAUCUUGAGCUCAAAUGCAGAUCAGAUCCCUGCUGGGGAAUUGCAGGUGUGUAAUUAUUUAUCACCAGGGAAUCCAGGGUUCGAUGAGGAAUGGCUUGAUUGGGAAUAUUCUGGUCUUGCUUUCCAAUGGGAUGAUGAUCAGUACUGGGGAUUAUGGGAUGAUUCAGAUAUAUAA
Durio zibethinus is the source of this 1304-nucleotide messenger RNA. The record is from RefSeq and is a predicted model, not a curated record. Lineage: Eukaryota; Viridiplantae; Streptophyta; Magnoliopsida; Malvales; Malvaceae.